AUGUACUUUAUCCGUAACGAAGACGACGAAAAAUCAGAUGACGAGCAAAACUCAAAUCUCGAACGGUCUAUCGACGUCGACGAUGAUGAUAUAAAACUGAAGCCUAAUGACAUUUUUAACGGCAAAAACAACAGCGAAAAACGAGUGUACGGGCGAGCAAGAGCGAAUUUGUGCUAUAGUUCGUUUUACAUAUUUUGUGAAGAUUUUCGCAAGCAACUUGAUUACGUAUACGCCCACGAAAGUGAAUUUUAUCGCAAAAGCAUGUAA
Messenger RNA from Cinara cedri, 267 nucleotides. The record is from the annotation of a GenBank genome assembly. NCBI's taxonomy places the organism in Eukaryota, Metazoa, Arthropoda, Insecta, Hemiptera, Aphididae.